Molecule: messenger RNA, 3212 nt
Organism: Diospyros lotus (date-plum)
Lineage: Eukaryota; Viridiplantae; Streptophyta; Magnoliopsida; Ericales; Ebenaceae
Product: probable LRR receptor-like serine/threonine-protein kinase At2g16250
Exons: 4
Coding region: 218-2977 (919 amino acids)
Biological process (GO): protein phosphorylation
Cellular component (GO): plasma membrane
Molecular function (GO): protein kinase activity; ATP binding; protein binding
Source: RefSeq, a predicted model, not a curated record
AGCAUUAAUUUUGCAGACACCCACUUUCAAAGAAUAGGCUCGUAUUAGACCAAGAACAAUCAAAAUUUGUUCUUGAAUUGAAAGAGCGCAGCCUCAAGUGGGUGGAAUGAGAGAAGGGUAAUGGCAUGGACGGUGGUAUGAUCAACAAAAGCAGUAAUGGCAAUGAGCCAAGAACAAGAAGCAACUGCUUAAAAAACUGCCAUUCUUCAUUUUCUCCAUGUUCAGGCUACGUUUGCUGAUCAUGGAAGCCAACCCGGUUCUUCUCAAGGUAGCGACGAUGGUACUCUUGCUUCUCAACUCGGUCUCGACUCAGGACGAUGCACCACUGAGUUCCGAGGCCGACCAGUCGGCGUUGCUGGACCUCCGGUCGUCUCUGGGCCUGAGGGCCAAGGACUGGCCGAGAAAAGCCGACCCGUGCUCCAACUGGACCGGGGUUGAGUGCCGUUCCGGCCGUGUGGUCGGGAUAAAUGUGUCCGGUUUGAAGCGGACUCGCGCCGGCAGGGAAAACCCCCGGUUCGCCGUCGAUGCUUUGGCCAACUUUAGUCGUCUAGCUAAGUUCAACGCGUCCGGGUUUUCGUUGCCGGGGCCGAUGCCGGCGUGGUUUGGGCAGAGACUUAGUGCGCUCCAGGUGCUCGACCUUAUGUCUUGCUCGUUAACUGGUUCAAUUCCACCGUCGCUGGGAAGUUUGAGUGAAUUGGAGGCCCUAUAUUUGUCUGAUAACUUGCUUACUGGUGCAAUACCUUCUGCGUUGGGAAAUUUAUCUUCUCUGAAGUUUCUUAACCUUUCGCGAAAUUUGUUGACAGGAGCAGUUCCAUCAGCCCUUUCAGCUCUUCAAAAUCUUACCUUGCUUGAUCUUUCUUCGAAUUUCUUAUCUGGGCCAAUCCCAUCUGGUCUUGGUUCACUUUCUGGUCUCCAGUUCUUGAAUCUGCGCAACAAUAUCAUGGCUGCUUCUGUUCCUGCUGAAAUGGGUAAACUGUCUCAACUUAUUGAACUUGAUCUCGGGAACAAUUAUUUGUCCGGUUUUUUACCAGAAGAAUUAGGAGGGUUGAGAAGUUUGAAGAAAUUAUCAGCUGGGAAUAAUAGUUUGGGAGGUUCAUUGCCAUAUGUUUUGCUUCAGAAUCUCACUCAGCUGAAGUACAUAGAUUUGAGUCGGAACGCUUUUGAUGGCAAUCUAUCUUCUGUUCUGUGGUCAAUGACUCAGUUGCAUUUUCUUGAUAUCUCGGGCAAUAAUUUCACAGGUGUUUUGCCAAACAUUACUGUGCCGUUUAAUGCCACUGGUGCCCGUUUCAACCUUUCAAACAAUCUGUUUUUUGGAACUCUGACUGAUCUUGUGCUGAAGUUUCGUUCUAUAGAUCUGUCUAAUAACUAUUUUCAAGGCCCAGCUCCCAGUAGCGUGGGUAACAAUGUUGUUAUCACUGGAAACUGUUUAAGGAAUUUGUCGAAUCAGAAGAGUUUCCAGGAUUGUUAUUUGUUUUAUGCUCAGAGAGGCCUAAGUUUUGAUGAUAAUGUAGCCCCAGCACCUUCACCUAAAUCUUCCUCAAGCAGCAAUAAACGAGUGACAUAUAUAGUGGUGGGACUGUUCGGUGGAAUCGGUUUCAUUAUGCUUUUAGUAUUAGUGCUGCUCGGCCUUCUGAAAACAUGGGGCAAGGGAAGUGCAGAUCAGAGGGCUGCUAGUGUGGGGCCCAUUCCAGGUGGUGGCUCACCACCUUCCAAAGCUUCUAUUAAUUUGUCAGGUUUGGGUGAAUCAUUUACAUCUGAGCAGAUGCUCGAAGCCACAGGUGAUUUUAGUGAUACAAAUCUUAUGAAACUCGGCCACUCUGGGGACCUUUUCCGUGGAAUAUUGGAAGGCGGCUUCCCUGUGGUUAUCAAGAGGGUUGAUCUGCAUUCCCUGAAGAAAGAAUCUUACAUGUUGGAGUUGGAAUUUUUUAGCAAGGCUUCACAUCCAAGGCUGGUCCCACUCUUAGGGCAUUGCUUGGAGAAUGAGAAUGAGAAGUUCUUGGUUUACAAAUAUAUGCCACAUGGAGAUUUGUCUAAUUCAUUGUACAAGCUUCCAAAUUUGGAAGAUGGUGGGCUACAGUCGUUGGACUGGAUUACAAGAUUGAAAAUUGCAAUAGGAGCUGCAGAAGCUUUAUGUUAUCUACACCACGAGUGUGACCCACCCAUUGUUCAUAGAGAUAUCCAAGCAAGCAGUAUCCUUCUUGAUGAUAAAUAUGAAGUGCGGCUUGGAAGCUUGAGUGAGGUGUGUGCUCAAGGAGGGGAUACUGGCCAGAAUGGGAUCACAAGGUUUCUGUGGAUGCCACAGACCUCGGAACAAGGCCCUUCUGGCUCAUCUUCAGCUACAUGUGCUUAUGAUGUCUACUGUUUCGGAAAAGUCUUGCUUCAGCUUGUAACUGGUAAACUCGGGAUCAGCAAGUCAGACGAUGUCAGUACGAAGGAAUGGUUGGACAAAAAUCUACCAUACAUCAGUAUAAAUGAGAAGGAAAUGGUGGCCAAGAUUGUUGACCUAUCCCUGAUUGUGGAUGAGGAUUUACUUGAAGAAGUAUGGGCCACGGCAAUAGUGGCCAAACACUGCCUUCAUCCCAAGCCUUCAAGACGUCCUCAAAUGAGGCAUAUCCUCAGAGCACUCGAAAACCCCUUGAGAGUGGUAAGAGAAGAAAGCUACAACUCUGCAAUAAGAACAACUUCAUCAAGGAGGUCCUGGAGCGCUGCUUUCUUUGGCAGUUGGAACCACAGUUCAUCGGAUAGUGGCAAUGGUCAUGCUGGCCAGGCAAACCGGGAGGGUCUAAGCCUAAGCGGCUUAAAACAGCCCGGCAGAGCAGGAGCAGGUUCACAUUCACAGGGAAGCGGAAUCUAUGAACUCUCCUCUUCACACAAAAGAUCAUCGAGUGAGAUUUUCCCUGAACCAGCUGAUAUGCAAGAUCUAGAAAGGCAGGUUCAGAACCAGGCGGGCAGAGGGUCGAAGAACAUUGUGUUCUGAUUUGUGAUCCAUUCAUUCGAUGAAGUGUUGCAUUGGUUGCAAAUGACCCUUUAAAAUGGAAGGAUGUGGGAAGGCCUGGAUUUGAAGAAAAAUAAGCUUCUACAUGAGGGUGAGGGCAAGAGAGCCCUUAAGGAGGAUUCUUUUAUUAGUUUUAGCCAUAGAUUUUCUCCGCACGGUCAUUGUUGUUGCAAUCAUAGUGUUCCACAAGAAGUGUAAAUUGUAAAAGAAUUGGCUC